AUGUCGUCGUCCUCAACCGCGAGCGGCCGUGGUCUCGGGAAGCAGCAUCGUCUCGGAUCAGUCUCUCAAAUUCCUACAUUUGUCUACGCGUUCAUGCUGUCGACCUCCCAGGACAAGGAGAUGACCCCAUCCCCAAUGCGGAUAACCGACGGCGGCGACGCCGUCAGGAUCAUGUUCCCACAGUCCAACGCCCGGAUCUUCUCGUCAUCUCGUGGUACGUGA
Molecule: messenger RNA, 222 nt
Organism: Miscanthus lutarioriparius
Lineage: Eukaryota; Viridiplantae; Streptophyta; Magnoliopsida; Poales; Poaceae
Source: the annotation of a GenBank genome assembly